AUGGCAUGUGGCUGUGAUGAACAGCUGCUGCCUGCUUCUGGGCAAAUACACUAUGCUGAGAGAAUUGUCUGGAAACAUUUGUCAACGGUGUGUGGUGCUGGUGUUGUGACUAGUUGUGGCAACACUCACUUGAUCAUCACCACACUUUGCAGGUACAUCGCCAUCAUCCACCCGCUGAGGCCGCGGGUGACGGGUCGGGUGGUGCUGACCUUCAUCGUGGCCAUCUGGCUGGCGUCGGUGCUGCUGUCGCUGCCCAACCUCAUCUACGCUCGCACCUUCACCUUCAAGAGUGGCCGCACCCUGUGCUACCUGCACUGGCCGGACAUGGAGAAGACCCUGAAGAGCGAGCAGGACCUGAUCUACAGUACCAUUCUCAUGAUCCUCAACUACUUCCUGCCCAUCGUGACCCUGGCCGUGACCUACUCGCGCAUCGCGUGGAAGCUGUGGGACAGCAAGGCCAUAGGCGAGGCGCUGCCCAUGCAGGUGGAGAGAAUCCGCAGCAAGCGAAAGGUGGUGAAGAUGAUGAUCGCCCUGGUCGUCAUUUUCGGGCUGUGCUGGCUGCCCUACCACUCUUACUUCAUCAUCAUCCAGAUUCAAGAAAGCAUCCGGAGCCUUCCAUACAUCCAGCAGGCCUACAUCCUCAUCUACUGGCUGGCGAUGUCCAACUCCAUGUACAACCCCAUCAUCUACUGCCUCAUGAACGCCAGGUUCCGCCAGGGCUUCCUGCAGUUCUUCCGCUACUGCCCUUGUCGCCCUUGCCGCCGCACACUGCGCAUGUCUUGCCAGGAGCGAGGCUUCUACUCCACGCGCAUGAGCAUGACGGCUUCCGGGAAGACGGACCGCAACGGUUCUCUCAUGCACACCACCAUGGAGAGCGUGGACGACACCAACUCCACGCCCAACGCCAGCACCUACCGCAUGCACCCUAUCCACACCAAGCUCCGCGACGCCGACAGCUUCGAGGACUAGACGCGGCGCCCUGCGACCUGCACACCCGCCGAGGGUUGACCUCCGUAACAACUGAUGCAGCGACAACAACUGACAAGGAGAGUGUAACAACAACAACAACAACUCAUAGACAACAACUUCAAGUGUAACUGUCAGAACAGCUGACAGACCACGUGACGGUGACAAGAGCUGACAGACCACAUGACAAAGACAACAGCUGACAGACAUCACGUGACAAGAGAGCGAGAGGUCACAAAGGUCCUAUGGCUGUCCACCGUCCCUGAGAAAGCAUCAGCCGAACAUCAGGCGAGGACUCAGGUGUUGAGGUGUUUGACAGGGAGGCAACCACAGACACCGCCAGAAGCAGACUUUUAUCGUCUCCGGUUGUUUUCACUGACAUCCGCCAGAACUCUGGCUUUUCCUCCUCUGGCUCGAUGCCGGAGAUUCUCAGAAGAUCAGCGACAAAGGCCGCGGGCGGGCGACUACUAGCGAGCGGCACGCGCGCCCUGGAAGGUCACCGGGUCGUUGACGUGAGUUCCUGACCAUGCUGCAGGUACCGUCUCGCCAGGUGUGUUAGGUGUGCCAGGAAUACCUUCAACAGGUGUCCGCAGGCUGCAUUUCCACAAUUCUUCGUGAUGCGGGCUUUCGUUCUGCAGACUAGUGGCUUCCCUCGCAUGCCAGUUCAUCUGCUAAUCCGUCUGCCGGUCUGUCUGCCAGUCCGUCUGCCAGUGUGUCUGCCAGUCCGUCUGCCAGUCUGUAUGCCAGUUCGGCCCUUUUGGUUGGCUGGACACACGUGGGGCCUGCAGGACCUGCUGAGCCUCCUCAGGAACCAGAAGAAACGUGGAACAAAAAUCUUGGGAUGGUAACAACACUUCUCUUGUCUUCACAUCAAAGAAACAACUGGAAUGGUAGCAACACGUCUCGUAUUCACAUCAAGCAAACAACUGUUUUGCCAGAAAAUCCCCGGAUGUUGAAUAGUUUUUCAAGAGAAGGUCGUACAAAGAGCAGCGGCGUCCACAUCACUCAACAGACAUUCCUGACUCUCAGACUCGCUGCCCGCCGUCGUCUGUGAGAAGAGAACUUUGGUGGUGAGAAAGGUCACCUGGAUGCUGAUGAGGAGUUUGGUGAUCAUCGACUGACAUUUGGGGUCAAUAGGUACAGCCGGGUGUGGUGCUGACAACCACUGCAUGUUUCUGUAGUCAGAGGCCGGACACCUGGUGCUGCUGUUGCUUGGGCCCCGCGGUAGUGCCACACAUCACAUUGCUUGUCUCGUCAUCUUGGUCGUCGUUGCUGUCAUCACCAUCAUAGUUGUCUGUCAUCUCCACCCUACAUCCAUUAUUCUCUACAGAAAACAAUGGUUUCAAACCCAGUGAGAUGAGUGCUAAUGGGGCAAAGCUUUUAAUGACAUCAGCCGCACCCUAAGAUCCUUCCUACGCCACCCACCGCCUGCCAGCCACGUACAUGGUGUGAGUGUGUUGUGGGAGGAGGGGGGACUGCUACUUGCCUCCCAUGUUCCUUCCCCUCGGCACGAUUGCAAAUGAGCUCAGCCUUGUUGUGAAGCUGCCUACUCCAGAGAAAAUGUGGAUAUUUUCCGACGGCUUGCGAACGUUUUAUGACCAAACAAAUGGGGGAAAGGACCUGGAGGAGAGGUCCCCCUUGACUUGUGAGUGCAGUUCUCCACAGAACUCUCCAGCCACUCGUUCACAGGCAGCCAUGAGCAGUGGAAAUAACAGACGAGAAGAGGACGCACACACACAGCUCAUUCCCACCCAAACCCCGUACGGGUUUUUCUUUGAAUCGUCCUCAGGCAGACUUGUCCACAGAGUGGUGUGCAGACAGAAUGAAUGAAGUGUGUAGACUGAUGGUGAGUAGACAGAAAGCUGUACAGCCAGUAGACGAUAGUGUGUAGACGCUGACAGUGCUGGCGUGUAGACAGGAUUGUAGACAGAUGGCAGGUACCAUGUCAACAGUGAUGAUGUGCUUGCAUACAGCCUCCGUGCAUGAGAGAGAGAAAGAAAAGGACAAUCAGAGAGGCGUAAGAGAGAGAGAGAAAGAGAAAACAGUUAUAGUGAUAUAUUUGAAAGCUGUAUGCAGAAACGCUUGAUGCUCAGUGAUAUUCAGUGACCCCAGUGACCCCACAGUGACACUGUGAUAUUGCUGCACAGGUUGAAGCCACUUAGGCAUCACGUGACUCCCCACCCUCUUGAUGUCACCGCGGCGUGUAUUUACCUCUGUGAGAAACCUCCAUCUUUGCUUCCCAACAAGUCAGAACGUUUUGUUUUAUUUUGUGUUGGAGUUAUCCAAGACCAGGCCGCCAUAGGUGAGGGUCACACUUCCUCACCCACCUAUCCACUCAUCCACUCAUCACCUCACUCACUCAUGCCCCAGCUCACCCACUCACCCACACACCCACCUUACCAAUUCUGUGGAGCUACAAUUUCCACUUUUGUUUUCACGUGGCACGAAAUUCAUCCGACGACGAACAAGCAGAAGGACGAACAGCUCACAAGUAAUGCGUCUCUCUUUCUUUGUUUCUCUCUUUUCUCUCUCUGUCUCUCGUGUGUAAAGACGCACUGUCAUCUGGUCUUUGUGGUGAUUAUGGUGUAAGGUGAUGGUAAUGACAGCGAUGACAGUGAAGUGACUGUGAUAUGUGGGGUAGGCUGGUGACGUUACGGUGACGUCAUGGUGACGUUCGAGUGACGUCAUAGUGACGUUUGUGGUGACGUCAUGGUGACGUUCGAGUGACGUCACGGUGACGUCAUAGUGACGUUUGUGGUGACGUCAUAGUGACGUGUAUGACGUCAUAGUGACGUUGUGUGGUGACGUCAUAGCGACGUUUUGUGGUGACGUCAUAGCGACGUGUGUGACGUCAUAGUGACGUUUGUGAUGACGUCAUAGUGACGUUCGAGUGACGUCAUGGUUACGUCAUAGUGACGUUUGUGGUGACGUCAUAGUGACGUGUGUGGUGACGUCAUAGUGACGUUUGUGGUGUCAUAGUGACGUUCGAGUGACGUCAUGGUUACGUCAUAGUGACGUUUGUGGUGACGUCAUGGUGACGUUCAAUAGUUAUCAAUGGAAUCAAUGAGCGAUGGCUGUAGAGAGGUCGGCGUGUUUAAGACAGUUGUUACAGUUUUUGCUAUCAACCUUUAUGAUGUCGGAGGAGUGGUCCACCUUCUGACAGUCAGCGCAGAAACAAUCAUUCACAUAAGCCAAAAUGGUGGGCUGUGAUGCGCACCUUCUUUCAUUCACUCUUGUUGUCCAUCCUGCUAAAGGUCCGAUGUUUCUCUUGUCUUUUGCUGUUAAAGCUUUCAUGGAGCAUGAUCGUGAUUCAGUCAAAAUGUCUUCAUCAGCAGUUUAAUGACGCAGCACAGUGGACAGUAGACAGCACAGUGGACAGUGUAGUGGACAGCAGUUGACGGUGGACAGCAGUGGACAGUGGACAGCACAGUGGACAGCAGUGGACAGUGGACAGUAACUAAUGGCCACGUUUCGGGAACGUCGCGGGCCUUUGUUUGUUUUGUGUUUUGUUUUUUAUUUGAUUUGUUUAUUUGUUUGUUUUUGUUUUGCUUUUUUUUUUUUGGGGGGGGGGGGGUUGUCCUUCGCGAACUUUCUGUCGGACAGAAUACCUUUGUGAAGUUUCCCUGUCAACGGCUGACUUAGUCAACAUCGUCCUUAAACUAACCAAGUAAAUACUGAGUGCAACGUGGUGCUUCACAGCGCAUGCGUCUCGUCUGUCUUGUUCACGUGGUCAUGUUACGUCACGCGUCUCGCUAUGUCACGUGCUUCACGCUGCUGACCUCGCUCUGAUUACAAGGUCUGACGUCUGACAUGUGAUGACUGACAUCCUGUGAGUGUCUGACACUUUGUGACAGCCUACACUACAAUCUAUAAAUAGAGUUGGAGUCACGAGCUGACGUCAUGGAAAGGUUGCAGACAGACAGAAGUAAACCUCUCAAUCCAUGGACUAAAUCCAUGGAUGUUGGGAAUCGUGCUAACUGAGCAUUUGACAGAAUACAAGUAUUUAGGUUGAAUGUUGUUACAAUUAUUUAGUCAAGGGAAACGUGAGGUCAGGUGUCUGGUGCCUGCAGUCUUUGAAAUACUGAAGUCUAAGGUGUGCGAGUGAGUUUCCCUAUUAUGCUAGUGUGACAAAUGUCUUCCUGUCAGUCUGCUUGGUCACCUUGGUGUGUAAUAUUUGCUGUUACUGAUACAACAUCAAUAGGUGUUCCUGUGUCAGUGUGUCAUGAAUGAAUGUGUCAGUGUGUCACUGCUGUGACGACUGUCUGGCCCUGUAGUCCAGCUGCCUACACUUCUUUUGUCGCGGUUGACAGCUUGGUUGCCUGUUGCUGGCUGUGUCUAUACGUAGUUCACAUCCCUGUACUUUCGUCCACAAGGAAAAUCCUUGGAUUCAGCAGCAAAGUGUUGAUGUGAGGAAGAGAGAGAAACUGUAGAAGGGAGGUGACUCCUUGUUGUCGCUAGAGUACAAGUUAUCCUCCCUUACCACAGCACUAAACCAUCCACACUAGCUCGUGAAGAUAAUGAAUUGUGAGAAAUAAAAUGUUCUGUUGACAGUAGUCCAUUGUCACACAUCAGUGCGUAGUGAUCUGUUGUCAUAUAUUUUAUAAACAGCACAAGAAAUAAUUCUAACUUAUCCGAUGUCCUGACGGAAAUAGUGCCGAGAAUACAGUAAGUAAAUGUAGUGUGUGUAGGGUGUUUGUAUUCACCUCCACAACCACAAUUCAAAUGAUUUGGAGAGUGUAACAACACAGACUCCCGCAUGUCCCCCGCCCAGUGGUGGCCCUGUACACUGACGACCUUUGACCUCACUACGGCUGAUUGAUCCCAUCGCUUGUGUUUUCUGUGAUUUGUUUAAUAAUUUGUUUUGUUUAUUACUUACUCUAAAUGCCUUUCGAACAGCUGACUGUCAAUGGAAUGCGUUGUGCAGGUUUUUGUAGUUUAUAGUGGAGACAACCUGCUUCUUGGUGACGACUGGCUUCACUCCACUUGACUUCGUCUCUUGUGUAGCUGGUGGUCACUGGUCACGUGUCACGUGUCCUCACACCGUCUCCUUUGUUUUGUUUUUUGCUUAGUCUUUAGCUGUUAUAAUUUUCUUGCUUUUUCUUAAGAGUAAUCUUCAGCUUCUUUAGAGUAUCGGAAAAACGGAAUUAAGUGAUGUAUUGCGCAUUUUUGUCCUCUUAUCUAGUUUUAAUUCGUUUCAUUUAAUUCUAAUUUUAUUUUUAAAGUCUUUAUUUCCGCUCAAGCAGAUGUUCUGUUUCUGCCUUCGUCACCGCCGUCCGUCCUCACUCGUCACAUGACUUUACAUGAUGUCGGUCUGGAGAAGGUUGAUGUGUAAGCCACCCGACAAACACCUGCACAAAGUUUCACGGCAAAUUCUUGCUGUCACCAGUGAAAGCAAGAACCACACUUCUGUAAAUUAUGUAAACAUCGCCAUUUCGUGUUCUAAAAGUGUAAAAUCCACCCAAGUCUGGCAUUGAUUGUACUAUGGACCAUGUCUACAUAGCUUUACCUUUGUCUGGCGUUGUCUACCUAGGUCUACCUUUGUCUAAACCAAGAGUGUUCCUUUGCUACACACUUUUCUGUGAGCACCUGUACAUACCUCAAUACCUUUGACAUUCAUCAAGUGCUAAAAUGUUCUAGUAAGGAAACAUGGUGCUUCACACUUGAAUACAUCACUUCAGAGGUGUACCAUGCGUCCUUGUUAGGACUUACUAGGAAAUAUGUCAAAGCUGGAAAACACAGUCAAGCCUGUAAAAGUGCAAGUGUCGUGUUGAUGUUAGUAUUAAUUUAUGAUUUGUGUAAUCAUUUAUUGUCAUAACAAAUCAUCGACAUAGUCCCCAAGAUUCUUGGUUCAUAAAUUACAUUGCUCCUUUUUAAUCAUUGUCAUGACAUCUACAAAGUAUGUGUAAUAAUAACAAUAUUAAAAAUAUACAAAAUAGAAUAAACAAUUGUACAUAGCCUUGCCUUUCAGUCAGCAGCAUUGUAUAAAGACAAAGUUUGGUUCCAAAGAUGUUGUACACGUCAGUGUAGGAGUCAGUGUUUGAUCCCCUGUGUCCAGCAGUAGUGUCUGGUGGUCCAUGGCCAGGACCCUGCACUUUGCUGCAGACUGUAAACAACUUGUCAUGUGCAUCUGUGCGUGGUUCUUCGUGUCCUCCACGAUAUCGCGAGAGACAAACUUUAGACAUCUGACUUUUUUAAUUGAUAAGAUUGCACUGCUUUUGUCAGAUACUUUAAGAAAGUGUUGUUUACUUGUGGCCGGCCCAUCACUGUACUGUCAUGUAGUGGGUAUGGACGUGGGACAUGAAAAUCUCACACAAGUAGGAAACGGGCGACUUGACCUCGUGUUUACAUCCCAGGCCAGACUCGACCUGUGUCAACAAGCGAGUCCCGUAUAUCAUAUGUAAGGUGGCCCUAGCAGGUCAGAAACUUCAGAAACAGUCGAGCAAACCUUCAAGUGUUUAACAAAACCGUCAGGCCGGUGCCACGUCAUCAGAACACAGGUGCGAACCACGAUCAGGGCAGAAAGCACCCACUGUGUUUUACCACUCUGGUCAUCCAGACAAGUAGUCGUGAGAAAUUAGCCUUCACGAUCGCAUAAAUUGUCUGCAAGGUGGUCGCUGUGGUCGCUGUGGUUGGCCGGGGUGUGGCCUCGGUGGUUGCUGUGGGUAGUUUUGGUUGAGAGGUCGCUUUCAAUGGCACUCCUUUUUUGUGUGGAUGUUUACAAAUGUGAGGGCAGGGCGAUUUAAUAGGAAAAAGGUUGAUAAUGACGUUCUGAAUCAUGUCUGAGCAAAAUUUUGAGCUGCGAACGGAUCACAUAGACUGUUGUGUCUAUCACACGACUGGCGACUCAUGCUGACAGUCCGAUUUGAGUCACCCUUAAAAGCAAACAAAUUUACUCACAUGUGUGACGAUGCUAGAGAACUGUCAUAGGUUUUGCAGCGGACCCAUUGGACACUAAACGUCUCAGGCAUUGGUGAGAUAGUGUUAGUAGACUGGCCAGCUCCACUUUGGAAUAUUCUGGACCACGUCCGGCGAAAGACCUUCAAAUCUCUAUUUCCAUUGGUGGGAGACCCAUAAUAAUCCAGGCGAGGAAGCGAACAACCUUAUGGCCCCCCUUUCUCCAGAGCUGGCUGCUCCUCGACAGAUGUCCGCAUCAGGAUUCAACAACGACUGCGGCAAUGUCCAGGCUAGACAGGAUCUGGCAUAGCAGCGCCAUCAGGGCUGCUUCCAAGUGCAGACUGUACACAUCCCUCGUAGUUCCAGUCCUGCAGUGCGGGAGUGACACGUGGACUCUGUUUGCUGUUCCACAGAGGAGAAUGAGUGUCUGACGAAUUCCAUAUGGAAGCAACCAGAAGCUAUAUGUAGACUGUAUCACUGUCUGGAACACUACCUGUUGUCACGCCAGCAUUCUCCAGUUCGUUCGACUUUUGUCACCGAGUUCUUAGCUCUGAGUCUUCUCAACACUGAGCUCUGAGUUCUUCUUUGCACUGAGCACUGAGUUUUUCUCAGCAGUGCACCUUCGCCAGAUCUUGGUCAGCAGCGUUUUGAUGACAUCCUCUCCGCCCCCACCACCACCACCACCACCAUCACCACCACCACCACCAUCACCACCACCUCACAACUGACAGUCAGAUCUCACGAGGUAAGACUGAGACACGUCACUCGAUAACACAACAUGGUUUCACGUGUUUUCACGGGGUUGUAAGUAGAUGAUCACGUGGCUUCGCGAAAUUUCGCUGGACAUGUUUCAGAACGUGACUGUGUAGUGUGUGGAUCAAGGGAGAGCACUGUAUUUAUGGAAGAACGAAGAGCGGAUGGUACAGGGACACCCUCAAGGGAGGCAAUGUAAAUGUUUAAACAUUUCAUGUAAUAUAAAUGUUCUUUAAUACUUUCUUUUCUUUACCUUUAUUCACAACGGUGUCUAAGUCUUUCGGACGGGGACGAGCAGGUGUGGGGACUCGUGAGUUGUCUGUCCUUACGUUGACUGUAGUCGAUGUUGUGAUUGUUGUAUAUAGCAACUUCUGUGACUAUGUUAAUGAUUGUAUAUCGUCCCCUGCAUGCCAUUGUUAAGGUAGGUGGCCAGAUAUAACCCUCCACCCACGGGGGUCAGUUCCCUGGAGCCAAUGUCACACGUGCGAAGACAAAACACAAAAUAUUGUAACGGUGACUUUAUCAAAUGUCCGAUUAAUUUCAGGCUUAUUCAUUAUUCCCGAUUCUUAUUUAGGAAAGAUGCUUCUUUUGGCUACUAGCCAUUCUGUCACGUGGCAACAAAUAUGGUCAGUUGUGAGGAAGCAGCUCUACCUGCUGUCCACCAAAUAGUGAGAAAGGGAUUGACAAAUGACAGACUUGUUAAUGUGGAAGAUAUGUACACAAUGUAUACAUUGCUGUUGUUAAUUUUGUAGACAUGCGCAGUAGGACUUGUGUGGCUGCUGCCAUUGUACUUGUGUGAGAUACACCGAUUUCUUUGAUGAUUGUGUGUUAAAGCGUCGCCCUGUACGAUGCUCUAUUUUCUGUUCCUCCGAUACCAUAGCAAAGGGAGAGACGCUGUUAUAAAUUGGUGUGAUUUACCGGCCCUUGCCGCCAUCCUACCACAUGCUUCCAUAGGCAACAACAACAACAAAGACCUUCAUCGGCCACGUGAUUUCCUGUUGUGAACAUGACAGGCCAUGCUGGAAAAUAAUUCGUCUUGUCUUUAGAAAAGUGCAUGUCAUGUCUUUCAGCAGACAUCCAAACGCCAUCGUGCAACGUGUGUCUUUGUCUCCUCAUCCAAACCCAAAGGGUCCUCACAAUGUCCACAGACUGUUGUGUCGACCCACUAGCACCAACAAACAAAGGUUGGUGACUGUUGAACUGUAGUCUUCGGUGUUUAAGUGUUAACUGUUAUCAUCACACAAUAAAGUCUCAAUGUGGUCAAA
Pomacea canaliculata is the source of this 9878-nucleotide messenger RNA. Its product is annotated as tachykinin-like peptides receptor 99D. Gene Ontology annotation, cellular component: plasma membrane. The coding region runs from base 1 to 969 and encodes 322 amino acids. The record is from RefSeq and is a predicted model, not a curated record. Gene Ontology annotation, biological process: G protein-coupled receptor signaling pathway. The transcript has 5 exons. NCBI's taxonomy places the organism in Eukaryota, Metazoa, Mollusca, Gastropoda, Architaenioglossa, Ampullariidae. Gene Ontology annotation, molecular function: tachykinin receptor activity.